This is a messenger RNA of Silurus meridionalis, 788 nucleotides long. It is a transcript of the gene snrnp27, whose product is annotated as small nuclear ribonucleoprotein 27 (U4/U6.U5). The record is from RefSeq and is a predicted model, not a curated record. The transcript has 6 exons. Bases 138 to 626 code for a protein of 162 amino acids. Gene Ontology annotation, biological process: RNA splicing. Gene Ontology annotation, cellular component: precatalytic spliceosome. NCBI's taxonomy places the organism in Eukaryota, Metazoa, Chordata, Actinopteri, Siluriformes, Siluridae.
ACCUUUUAAUUGUCGCGCGCUUGGAUACCAAAAUGGCGUAACGUGAACGAACACAUCCAGAAAUUUCUACCAGCUUUUUUUUGUGUCUUCUCUCCAGAAAUCGCAGUUUGAAGUAUUAAAUAAAUUAAACCGAAAAGAUGGGGCGAAGCAGGAGCAGAUCUCCUCCACGACGAGAGAGGCGCCGCUCGCGCUCGUCCUCACGCGACCGCGAGCGCAGGCGCAGGGAGAGGGAGCGCGAGAGGGAACGCUCGCGAUCCCGGGACCGCGAACGGAGAAGGUCGCGCUCGCGCUCUCCUCACAGGCGGCGGUCCAGGUCUCCACGGCGACACCGCUCAUCCUCGCUGUCGCCUCUUCGGCAGAAGGACAGACGAGAGGAAGAUCGUAAGGAGUCGAAGGAGAAACCUGCGAAGGUCCAUCAGAUAUCAGCGGAGGACAUGCAGGGAAAAACAGAGGAGGAGAUUGAGAUGAUGAAGCUGAUGGGCUUCUCCACUUUUGACACCACAAAGGGCAGGAAGGUGGAUGGCUCUGUGAACGCUCACGCCAUCAACGUCACCCAGAAGAGGAAAUACAGGCAAUACAUGAACAGGAAAGGUGGAUUUAACAGACCUCUGGAUUUCAUCGCUUGAUGGAGGAACUUUUUUCAUGCUGCGUGUGUUUUUAUGCAUUCGUUACGUGUAUAUUUGAAUUUUUGUUCAUUUGUAAUGUUAGAACUACAUGCCUCAUUAUGUUUAAUGUAUAUUAUAUAUCAUAGCAUACACAUCCUGAAUUCCAAUAAAAUUUGAGUUUGA